Messenger RNA from Rosa chinensis, 1147 nucleotides. Its product is annotated as THO complex subunit 3. The record is from RefSeq and is a predicted model, not a curated record. Gene Ontology annotation, molecular function: protein binding. Gene Ontology annotation, cellular component: THO complex part of transcription export complex. Gene Ontology annotation, biological process: mRNA export from nucleus. NCBI's taxonomy places the organism in Eukaryota, Viridiplantae, Streptophyta, Magnoliopsida, Rosales, Rosaceae. The coding region runs from base 79 to 1044 and encodes 321 amino acids. The transcript has 11 exons.
CUCUCUCUCUCUCUCUCUCUGCGCUCCAAUCAGACUCAAAUUUCAGUGACUUUGAUCUGAAACUCAAACCCGCCGGAGAUGGAGAAGACGACGCCGUUCAAGAAUCUCCUAAGCAGAGAGUACGGUGUCCAUGAGAAGGAGGUGCGAUCGGUGGCUUGGAACUUCACCGGAACCAAGCUCGCCUCGGGUUCUGAGGAUCAGACCGCUAGGGUUUGGCACAUUGAGCCUCAUGGAAAUGGUAACUCUGUUGAAUUGAAGGGGCACAGGGAUAGUGUGGAGCAUCUGUGUUGGGAUCCCAAGCAUGCCGAGUUGGUUGCCACUGCCUCUAUGGACAAAACUGUUCGUCUCUGGGAUGAUCGUACCGGGAAGUGUGUGCAGCUAGCGGAACUUAGUGGCCUGAACAUUAACAUUGCAUAUAAACCUGAUGGCGAGCUCAUAGCAGUUGGUGAUACGGUAUGCUUAGUUGUGUGGAAGCUCUGUUGUAACAACGAAUUGACAAUUUUGGAUGUUCGGACGUUUAAGGCAAUUCACAAGAGGAAGUUCCAUUGCGAGGUAAAUGAAAUUGCUUGGAACACAACAAGUGAUAUUUUGUUCGUGACAACUGGAAAGGAUGAGAAAGGUGUUGUUGAAGUACUAUCAUACCCAUCUCUUCAACCACUUGACAGGCUCAUGGCUCAUACAGCUGGUUGCCACUGCAUUGCAAUUGACCCAUGUGGAAGAUAUUUUGCUGUUGGGAGUGCCGAUGCCUUGGUCAGCCUAUGGGAUAUCUCAGAGUUGCUCUGUGUGCGAACGUUUACAAAAAUUAAAUCGGCUGUGAGGACAAUAAGCUUCAACCACAGUGGAGAGUAUCUUGCUUCUGGCAGUACAGACUGUUUCAUUGACAUAUCAAAUGUUCAAACUGGGCGUACAGUGCAUCAAAUUCCAUGUGGGCCUGCCAUGAACAGUGUUGACUGGAAUCCUAAAAGCAAUCUACUUGCAUAUGCUGGGAAGGACAACAUCAAUGAAGGUAUUGUGAGGAUCUUCGGCUUCACAAGCACGGGCUAAUGCAUUUGCGAUUUGCAUCUCUCUUGCGUCUUUUGGAUUAUAAAAUGCGACCACCAUUUAGUUCUGUUUGCUCCAUGUGCUCAUUCAGCUCUCUAGGUUUUCU